UGGCAGCACGGCGGCGGUAGCUGUAGCGGCAGCAUCGGCUGCAGUCGCUCGGGCUCCGCUCUGGGGGGUGGGGGGGCGGUUGACACAGCUUGCCUUGGGCCCUGGCAGCCCCUGGGGGAGAGGAGGCUGUAGGGGGCGGACCCGCCGACAGCCGGCCCAGAUAUCUUCCGUGGGUACUGAAAUCCAGCUUACUCAUGCCUAUUUCCUGUGAUGGAUGAAUCUGACAUUAAUGUGAGUUCCGGGGAGGGUUUCAGGUAUGCAGAGAAGAUUGGACUGCUCAUCUUCCUCUCUGCAGUCAUCCUAAUGGCCAUACUGGGGAACCUACUGGUGAUGGUGGCUGUGUGCAGGGACAGACAACUCAGGAAAAUAAAAACAAAUUAUUUCAUUGUCUCCUUGGCCUUUGCGGAUUUGCUUGUUUCGGUGCUGGUCAUGCCAUUUGGUGCUAUUGAACUGGUCCAAGAUGUUUGGAUUUAUGGAGAGAUGUUUUGCCUGGUCCGAACAUCUCUAGAUGUUCUGCUCACCACAGCCUCAAUUUUCCACCUGUGCUGCAUUUCUCUAGACAGGUACUAUGCCAUCUGCUGCCAGCCUUUGGUCUAUAGGAACAAGAUGACCCCACUACGCAUCACCCUGAUGCUCGGAGGCUGUUGGGUAAUCCCCAUGUUUAUUUCUUUCCUCCCCAUAAUGCAACGCUGGAAUAACAUUGGCAUAAUAGACUUGAUAGAGAAGAGGCAAUUUGAUCAAGACUCAAACUCCACCUACUGUAUCUUCAUGGUCAACAAACCCUAUGCUAUCACAUGCUCAGUGGUAGCCUUCUACAUCCCAUUUAUUCUGAUGGUCUUAGCCUACUACCGUAUCUACAUCACUGCCAAGGAGCAUGCACGCCAGAUUCGGAUCCUGCAGAGGGCUGGCACUCCUGCGGAGGGUCGCCGAGAACCCCCCGAUCAACAUAGCACUCAUCGCAUGAAGACAGAAACCAAGGCCGCCAAGACCCUAUGCAUCAUCAUGGGCUGCUUCUGCCUCUGCUGGGCCCCAUUCUUUGUCACCAACAUCAUUGACCCAUUUGUGGGCUAUAGUGUCCCUGCCCAGCUGUGGACCACUUUCCUCUGGCUUGGCUACAUUAACUCAGGCCUCAACCCUUUUCUCUAUGCUUUCCUGAAUAAGGCAUUUCGUCGAGCUUUCCUUAUCAUUCUGUGCUGUGAUGAGGAACGUUAUCGGAGGCCUUCUAUCCUGGGUCAGACAGUCCCCUGUUCCACCACCACCAUCAAUGGGUCUACGCAUGUGUUAAGGGAAGAGAGAGAAAGAGAACACCACUGCUCUAAUGAAACUCUACAUCUGGCGGCCAGUCAUCCCCCAGAGUCAAUCAAGGUUCCCCACUGUUCUGAGAGUCACAGCCGAUGACCAUGAAUGAAGCAGGACUCCCUAGAACUUGUCGGGGGAAUCCUGGGUACUGGACACUUACCUACUGAAGAGGCGAUAUGGCAUGAAAGCACAGGCAUCCCAGGACAUCAGAAUGGAGUCUAAACUCCCCGUGGUCUGGUAGACACCAGGACAGGGCUCUGCUCCUUCUUUGCUUCCAGUGGCAAGAAGCACCUGCUGACCAAACACCCCUUGGGGCCUCAGUCAUUUUGGUUGUGAGCUCAGCAAAACCAAAGGACAAUUGAGGUUGCUGGUUCCUUCUUCAGAGGAAGAUACAAUCAGAUUCCAUUUUGUGAGAAUGGCACGCACUGGUUCAAUGAUUUGGGCUAGGUCCAUCUUCAGAGGCCAGUGACAUCUCCUGAGAAAGACAGAGGCUGGGUCCAUCUUCCUGGAAAGCAUUGUGAUAAAUAGCUCUAGCUAGAACUGUGAAUAGACAAAGUGGACCCAAUUUUCAGAGGCAGCCCCAGCCUUGAGAGAAGCUUCAAUCCACAGCAAUGCCCAGGAGAAAAUAAGAGACUAUCCAAAUGUUAUGCAUGAUUUUUGGCUCUGUGAUGCUCUAUGAUGUCCAUAUAAACAGACCUGCUGUCUCUGUUCUCUCAGGUCUUCUGCAUUAGUGUUUUCUGGUUUUUUUAAGUUGUAGAUUUUGGGAUUUUGUUGUUGUUGUUGUUUGCUUCUCUAGUCAUUGUGGUUGUUUUCAAAUGUCUCUCCUGUAGCCCCCAAAAGGCAAAAUAAAGCAGCCAGCUCCCCUUUA
Monodelphis domestica (gray short-tailed opossum) is the source of this 2167-nucleotide messenger RNA. RefSeq names its product 5-hydroxytryptamine receptor 4 (gene HTR4). Gene Ontology annotation, biological process: adenylate cyclase-activating adrenergic receptor signaling pathway; regulation of appetite; positive regulation of MAPK cascade. Lineage: Eukaryota; Metazoa; Chordata; Mammalia; Didelphimorphia; Didelphidae. Gene Ontology annotation, cellular component: plasma membrane. The record is from RefSeq and is a predicted model, not a curated record. Gene Ontology annotation, molecular function: G protein-coupled serotonin receptor activity.